Molecule: messenger RNA, 3375 nt
Organism: Salmo salar (Atlantic salmon)
Lineage: Eukaryota; Metazoa; Chordata; Actinopteri; Salmoniformes; Salmonidae
Source: RefSeq, a predicted model, not a curated record
CGGUUGGAGACAGAGGAGACAAGUCGGCGCCAUUUUCUCCCUCCCAUGCAGUACUACACGGUAAGUGCAAUUAACUCAAACUUACUGAAACAAUUAUAAAUUGAUGCUGAGAAUUUCAGUAUGAACAAUGAAACAUCUACAGAGAAUAUAUGCCUAACAAAACCGUGUUUGUUGCCAGGUCUGAGCAGCAAAUUUGUCCUGGUGAUUAGUUAGCUAGAAGUGUAUGGUAAGCUAGCUAACAGUUUGUUACUUAAACCGUCUCCAACUUUAUCAAUGAUGAUUUAUUGAAAGGAAAAACAAAGCGUUAUGUUUUUUUACUGUAUAAAAUCUUGUUUGAGGCUGGAGCUAACGUCUUUUUCCCCCCUUCACUUUGAACAUCAAAGGGGCCGCAAACAACACGUCCCAACAUGCAGACGGUGUUUCACGUGUUGGCUGUGUGACCAGCGUACACUGUAUUUGGUGAACCAUCAGAUUCUAUGACCUGCAGUGUUGGAAAAAGUACUCAGAUAAUUUACUUAAGUAAAAGUAUAUAAGUAUUACCAGUUAAUUGUACUGAAAUUACUAAGUUAAAGCUAAAGUACAAAAUUAGCAGAAAAAUCGGGCUGUGACUGAUAUUUAACAUUUAUUAAACAUUUAUUAAACAUUUAAGUGCUUCAUUAAAUACUGAUGAGUCAAUGCAUAAGCAGCAUUUUAAUAUCUCAGUCACAGCGCGAUUUUCUGAAAAUUUGUACUUUUUCCAACAGUGCAGGUCACAGAAUCUGAUGGGUCACCAAAAAUGGUGUAACACUGUCGACUUAGCUUUAAUCUUUAUCGUUCUUCCUUUAAAUGUUUAUUUACUUUGUCAAACUUCCUUGCAUGUCUCAGUCAAAAUGCUGGUCCAGGUGAAGUACAGCCAACAGCAGAAAUAUGUGAAGCUGGAUGAGGAUGAAGGACGGUUUGACUUUAUGCAAUUCCAUGAAAACGUCAUCGAGAGAUUUUUCCUGCCACCUGAUGCAAAAGUUAUAUACAAGGAUGCAACAGGGACAGAAGUUGAUGCAGAAAUAUUCAGCGACCUCGUUGGACAAGGCAAUGUGCUGCUGACACUAUUCUCAGAUCAGGAAUUCUCUGAUUUCUCCUUGUCUUCUGCUUCUGAGACAUCUGACUCAAGCUUCAGCUCAAGUGCAUCAACUAUAAUCCUAGAUGAUGUCCCUAGCAAGAGACAAAGAAUUGAGGAUACACAUGAUGCUGUGUCUGCUGAACAGUUGAUUGAAGCUGUGCUAAGAGGCAAGUCUGGGGGUGAAGAAGUACUACAGGAGUACCAAACAACAGAAACCCUAACAGAUGCUGCAAGAAGAAAAAUGGUUAACAUCCUGGUGGCUCACAAGAUUGACAAUAAUGGGCACCGCCCCACUAAAGCAAUCAGAGAAGAUUAUGCGCGUGGGAUAGUGAUGUUGUUCCCUUCCCUCAAGGAUCCAUACUCCAAGAAGGGCUAUGAACACUUCUAUGAUGCUGCAUGCAGCACAGGAUACAUUUCUUGGCGUCUGAAAACAGUCCAGAGGAAGAUUCGUCGCGGAUCUGCACUGCCACCAAAUAGCCCAAUUGACUUUUCUCCAGGGGGCCCAAAUUUCCAAAGGACUGUUAAUGUUGAAAGGCAGCUUGAUGGUGAUGCUUGCCAAGAGGCCAUGUCUUUGCUCAACCAUACCACAGACAAUUCCCUGAUUUUCCAGAAGAUGAGAGAGACCUUUCAGCACCGUCAGAAGCUCGUUAAUGACCCAGGCAGAAGUGUUGAUAUCCUCUCCAGCUUCCCAAGAUUCCUGGAUACAAAAGGAUUGGUGGACCAAGACUUCACUCUCCUAUUUGAUGGCGACACAUCCUCCAGGCUUCUUCAGAAAUGGGAUUUGUUCAAGCCAAAUGUCAUAAAAGAGGCUAAGCGGCUCACCUCAACACCAGAGUUGCGUCGCUUGGUGCAGUCAGCUGAAAGUCCCCCAAGAAGUGAUCUUGAUGAGCCAACAACCUACGACCAAGAAAUGGCUUCCCUGUUGUUGCUGUUACAUCUCCUUCCACCACCUCCAGGGGGACUGAAGUCUCCAAAAAUUAGUGCAUGUGAUGCAGUUGAGACUUGUUGUCUUUCAUAAGUCAUGCUGCAGUUUGGAGGAGCAUCUCCGCAACCAGCAGGGUCGUCAGCCGUACCUCCUCGCUGUUGGGUGUCAGAAGAGCAAGAUUGAGAGCUUCUACAUCACAAUGGAUAAGCGUCUCAUCCCAUGCAAGGCAAACCGCUUAAUUCAUUGAAGUAUUUCCAUGAUUGUAACAACUAUUCAUUUGAUAUCAUGCAUGAUCUUCUUGAGGGUGUGGUUCAGUAUGAGAUCAAAUUGCUUUUUGGAUAUCUCACGCAACACUUUAUGUCAGAACAGGACUUGCUUUCCAGGAUUUAUUGUUUUGAUUAUGGAUUUUUAGAAUGAAAAAAUCGUCCUACAAAGAUUAUUUUGGAGAGUGUUGGCAAUGGCAUUGGUUUGAAUUCUAUUCCGACAUUGUGUCUUGUGAAAAACAUCCCACUGUUGUUUGGUGACAUUAUUCCUGCAGGAAACAAAAACUGGAAUUUGUUACUGUUGUUACUUCAAAUAAUGAACAUAGUUUUUUCACCUUCUCUCACUCUAGGUAUGACAAUAUAUUUAAAGCAUUUGAUUGUUGACCACCACAAACUAUUUAAGCACUUGUAUCCACAUAGAAACUUGAUACCUAAGCAUCAUUUUAUGAUCCAUUACCCAUCUUCUAUAAGGAAAAUUGGCCCCUUAUUAUAUACGUGGUGUAUGAGGUUUGAGGCCAAACACAAGCUGUUAAAAGAUUGUUUUAAAAAUGUCAAAAACAUAACCAAGUCGCUUGCUAAAAAGCAUCAGAUGGCCAUUGCUUAUCACUGGGAAACCUUCACCCUCAAACAAAAUGAGUAUGGGCCAAUUAAAUCUUUUCUCUUCAGAGAUGAGAAUGUCGUCAACAAUGAAAUGCUUGAAACGAUCUUGUCAAAAGAUGUUUUCUCAACUAGUUGGGUUAAAGUUGAUGGUGUAGAGUAUAAAGCUGGACUAGUUAUUUGCAGUGCAAUGGAAGAAGACAUGCCAGUCUUUUGACAAAUAAGUGAUGUACUUUUGGUUGAAGAUCACUUUUUUUUUUACAAACAAGCUAUUUACAGAGAAUUUUGAUGACCAUCAUCAUGCAUUCAGAGUAUUACGAAGUGUGGAAAGAUGUCUACUAAAAAUGUCUGAGCUUAAAUUUCAUAAACCGUUUGAUAUUCAAAGCUCAUACAAUGUUUCAGAUGAAAGUAUGUACAUUAUACCUUCAUUCACAAUGUUUUAAUUCAACUGACUGCAAGGGAGAAAAGGCACAAAUAAAUGUUUUUGACAAUGA